Pocillopora meandrina is the source of this 3407-nucleotide messenger RNA. The record is from the annotation of a GenBank genome assembly. Lineage: Eukaryota; Metazoa; Cnidaria; Anthozoa; Scleractinia; Pocilloporidae.
GUCGGAAAACAACAUGGAGGAUCUAUCGCUCACAAUCUCAAAAUAUGAUAAACUGACUGGUAGAUUUCAGUAACGGCACAUUUGAAUAAAUCGCUAUGGUUUACCAGAGAGUGAGACCAUACAUAAACGUUCUUGGAAUGUUUACCCGUGGUUUUGUCAUCGGUGUGCCUGUGGUUAUCACAUUCGUGGACUACGUUGGAAGCGUCAAAGGUGUAACUGGCAUCUCUAUGCAAGUGAGUUUCAAGAGUACUUUCCGUUACAUUUAAUUUCCUUAAUUUCUUAUGCACAUAUCUCAGAAUUUAAACUCUGAGAAUUUUUGUUGUAUUCUGAGAUUGAAAUUUUUUGUGUUAUCACUUUUUGUUUGAAAAUGUGUUGAUAUUGUAGAGAAAAAUUACUCAUUGGUCACGCAUGAAGGAGUUAUAGGGUUAAGAUUUGGUGUACAGAGUUUCUUGCAAUAUGCCAUAUAAACGGAAUAUAAAUAUUCUAUAUUAUCAGUAGUUCAUUAAUUUUGUUAAUUAGUAGUUAUUCACUUUUUUCUGCCCAGCCAACCUUAAAUCCCAAUCCACGUAAAAGUAGUGAUGUAGUGCUUGUCAACAGCUGGGCUGUCCGGCGAUUUGAAGGAAUUAACAGAGGAGACAUUGUUACUUUGACGUAAGUGAAAAGUUCUACAGUUCAGUGUAAACAAAGUAUGGUAUGAACAUUUCAGGCUUCUUAUGUGCAAGCCUCACAUUUGGGUGAAAUUUUAAUUACUAUUAUUUUUACUGACAAGGCCAGGAAGACUAAUUUACUUUUGGAUAAAAGAAUAAUGAUUAUGCUCACAAUAUUUGAAAGAAGUCAGUACCAUAUUUCCUUGAAUAAGCACCUGGGCUCUUAUGAAAAAUUUUGGCUCAAAUGGGGGGAGGAAUAAAAUGGCAGGAGGGUGCUAUUAAGGUUAUAUUAAGUGGAAAUACAAACAGGUUUUCUUUGUGAUGAUUUUAGAAAUAUGAAAUUCUUAUAUUUGCACUGUGGUGAAGAAACGAAAUUAAGAGAUCAUCACAGCUAAGAACACUCUUAAUUUCAUUUCUUCAUCGCAGUGCAAAUAUAUGAAUUUCAUAUAUCUAAAAUCAUCAUUCAUCACUUGGCUGGUUUAUUUGGACCCAACACAUUGACCAGUUGGCUUGUUAGCUCAGUUGGUAGAGUGCUGCACCAGUAUCGCAGAGGUCAUGGGUUCAAAUCCUGUACAGGUUUUCUUUGUAUCCUAAUAACUAUUCAAGGAAGUGAGGGGGAGUCAGAAGGGGGGUGGGCACUAUUUGAGGGGGGUCUUGUUGGCCAAUAGGGUAGGUGCUAUUUCAGGGGAGGGAAGGGUGCUUAUUGGAGUGUGGGUGCUUAUUCAAGGAAAUAUGGUGAGUUGGUUUAAAAUUGACCUAGCAGGAGGCAUUCCAAUUGGCUAUUUACAAAAUAAAGCUACAACAUGAUUGUAAUUGCUAUAAUUUCCCUUAUUAUUUUAUAUAAACAUAGUGAUCCCACAGAUCCUGAUGCUGCCUUAAUAAAGAGAGUUAUAGCUCUAGAAGGCGACCGUGUAAGGUGAGUUAUGAUAUGAUUUUAAAUAGAUACUACUGUUUCUGUAUUCACUCUCCUGCAAAAAUGUUGACACCUAGGAACUGCUUACAAUCAAGGAUAAGACCCUAGGACAUAGUGGAUCAGAUGUACUUGAUAACCAUCACUAUAAAAAACUAGAUCAAUGGAUAAUGCAAUUCAAGAGUUUCAUUGGCCUAGCCAUCAUGCGUUAUGAGCCAUUAUACCACACUCCACAAAUAUGGUAAUCGUAUGUAUCAGCGCAAAAUUAAAAUGGAGCUAAAAAAUGUAUUUGUUUAUCUUUACUUUGGUUUUAUUUUAAUAAAACAAUUAUUCCACUUGUGCUUGUUGUAUAUGAGAUGAUAGAUAGUCAACUCAGCCCUACAGGCCUGGUCAGCUAUCAAUUAUCUCCUAUCCUACAUGGGCCUAUGGAAUAAUAUUGUCUAUUAGUUCUCCAGAAAGUUGUACAGGAUAUAUAUCUGAUAUCCUAGCUUGAUCAUUUUUUUUGCCCCCCCCCCAGGGAAAAUAUGAGGCCUUGAAAAACUUGAGCUGGUGAGAGGUCUAUAGGGGGACUGGCACUGAUAAUUAUUAGUGCCAGACCCCCUGGCAAACUUCUCCAGCUUUUCUCAAAUCUUCCUGCUGUAGAGAAUCGUGCAUACUGCAGGCUUGAUACUGAGGGCCUGCUUUCACUGAUACCGGGUAUCUUAAUUAUCUGGUUUGUGAUUUGAUUGGCAUCUUUAAAUUUUGCCAUCUUACAUGUACACUAACAGUUACCUUAAUGAGCUGUGACCUGCCAUUAUGUAAGGAUGUUCAUUGUUGAACAAUAAUUCCUGUUUCUCUGUUUUGUAGAAGCAUUAACUACAAAAAGAAGAUUGUGAAAAUUCCAAAAGGACAUUGCUGGGUGGAGGGUGACAAUCACUCUCAUAGUCAUGACAGCAAUUCUUUUGGACCGGUGAGUUCUGUUUUCUGUAGUUGUUUUUGUUGCUUGUACAAUUUUUGCUAUACACAGAUCCUUCAAGUAUCCAGAGGGGCUUUCUUGAUGUUAUUGACUUGCUUCAUGACCUGGAGCCCACUGUGUUUUUACAGUGUGCUACUGUGAGGAUUUCAUUGUUUCAUAGUAACGUUUUGAAACGCUGAACGUUGCAUUUUUAUAAAUCUUGAAAGAUUUUGUAAGUGGCUCUUCCCUUUAAAAACCCCAGCAGAAGUCGUUAUAAGAGUCGCGUCUUUCUAUACUCAACUUGUUUUGCUUUUCAUUCAACAAGCCUUUUUAAAUUUGAUCCGUGUUAUAUUUUAUUGAGCUCUUUGAGACGGGAAUUCUUGGAAGUUCGUGUUUUUCCUUAUUUCGUUUUUAAUUUGUUUGCCUUUUUCAGACUUCUCUUUUGAUAACUUGUGUUUUAAUUUUCGUUAGGUGGCUGUUGGAUUAAUCCAAGGAAAAGCAACGCGCAUUGUGUGGCCUCCCAAAAGAUGGCAAAGGUUGGAGAAGAUCACGUGCGAUGAAAGACUCGAGCUCGAAGGGAAAUUUUCAAUUUCGGAAGAAGAAAAGACCGGCGAACAUUCGAUCAAGCCACAAGUUGAUAAAGAGAACGGAAUUAGUACGGCGUGUAGAUCUUACAGCUUAGUGGACGAUUCUGGUUCUGUUACUGAAUUCUCAUGUGACUUGAGCAGUUGACCCAUAAUGGAAACUUAGGCGAGAUUGAUUUUAGCAUUUAGAAAAUAAGAAGGACUCGAAUUUCUUCAAGUUCUUAUUGGUGUUUCUCAUUCGUUUUUCAACUCCUGGCCCCGGUUGUUUGAAGGUUGGAAAGCAUUACCCGCUGGACAAAACUCUAUCCAGUGGAUAACGCUAUAAGUUUUGC